Molecule: messenger RNA, 1177 nt
Organism: Aplosporella prunicola CBS 121167
Lineage: Eukaryota; Fungi; Ascomycota; Dothideomycetes; Botryosphaeriales; Aplosporellaceae
Exons: 1
Coding region: 274-1074 (266 amino acids)
Source: RefSeq, a predicted model, not a curated record
CACCGCACGCACGCGUUUCACCCACCCGCCACUCCGUCACAGUCACCCCCCUCUCUCCCACGCCCACACCACUGCGCCGCACACCAGCACCACGCACCCACCGAUCCCACCGAUCCCACGCCCACGCGCUACGCACCCGCUUCCGCGGCACAGGAACGCUGCGACGCCGUUGGGCACACGUUCCGCGCUGCUGGGUCGGGGUCUUGGGCUGCGUGUGUGCAUGUGUAUGUACGGAUGGAAGGGUGGGUAGAUGAACGAAGCUAUAUGUAGUAUAUGUGUGUAUGUGUGUGCGUGCAGAGGGAAAUGCGUUCGCAUGUACACACACGGAGUGAGAUCUGUAUCUGUCAGCCACGACCGCACGCAGACACCAACUGCUUUAAUCCAUCCAUUCCGUUCCGUUCGGUUCCAUUUCCCCCAUCCAAUCCCAAUCUACACAACACCUAUACCACGUCCCACGCACGUAGCCCGUUUUCCCAACCCUUAAAUGCAUGGAGCCGCCAGGCAACGAACGAGACAUCGAAAAACGAGAGAGAAAGGAAAGAACGAUCCUAUGCAGAAACACUCUCUCCACGCAAGCAAGCAAGCAAGCAAGCAAAGCAAACCCAAAACGAGAGAAGAUGCCAUGCCUUGCAGUGCAAUCCAAGCCCCAAAACAGAAAGAAAGAGGAAACAAGGAAAAAGAAAGACCGUACAUGCAUGCUCGCUCCAUCACUGCCUAUCCCAUCCCACCGCACCACUUCCCCAAAAGCCCCUUCAUUACACAGCCCCCUCACACGCACAUGAUUACGACAAAAGAGAAAACGAGAAAAAGAACCCAACCCCACCAUUUUUUAUACCAUCGACGUUUUUUCAGCCCCGACUAUUCGAUUUUUUUUAUUUUUUAUUUUUAUUUUUGUUGCUCUUGCACUUUCCGCACCGUUUUGACGCGCCCGCCUUGAUGCCCUCCCCAAAGAAAGGCAAACCACGCAAACCCAACCAACCUCACAAGCCCAACAAGCGCGCUCGUCCCUUUUUUUCGUUCUGGAAAACGAUGUUGAGCAUGAGGAAAGAGGAAGACGACCACGAAGAGGAAUAGGAAGAGCACCGUUAUGCAUGCGCGUGCAUAAAAAGAGCAAGAUGCGAGACGAAAUAAAUAAAUAAAUAAAAAAAAAUAAAAAAAAAAAAUAAAAAAAAAAGUA